AUCUUGGUUUGUAUUGCUAGCUGCACCAGCAAAACAGCACUUGAAAAGCUGCGAAAAGGUGGAAAAUGUUCAGGUUGUGAAGAAAUGUCACAGAGAAUGAAAUUUUGUUGCAGUGUGAAACCAAAGAACUCCUUUCCUAUCUCAACUAACUGAAUCGUGGAGGAUUGAAGUGUCCUUCUAUAGUGAUUUCGUUGUGUUGUAAUAUAUAUAAACUUUUUCGAGUUCUGAUUAGCAGCACAUAUGAAUCAGAAUUUCUCAAACUUAAAAAUCGAAGAGAUGCAGUACUUGCCUUAGGAACUGAAUUGCGUGAAAAUGCCAUUAGUAACAUCAGUGUUGUGUGCAAAUGUGGCAUUCCUUUAAAGACAAUAAUCAAGAAAAGUAUUAAAUGCUUUCAAAUAUUUUUAUUAAUAAUUACACAAAACUCGAAUGAAAGUGUGUUUCAAAGGAAAUUGCUCAAACACUAGUAAAACAAAAAAGGAGCUCAUGAAGACAUUGCAGCAAAAAUAACAAAAACGCAAAGUGGCCAAGCUGAGCAGCAAAUAAAUCCAACAGAUUGCAGGUAAUAUUAUCAAGGUGUUCACCCAAUUUGUCUCUCAAGGGAAAGUAACAAUUAGAAUGAAGGAACCACCUCAUGAACUGAGAUUACAGAAUGAACCUGUGCAGUUGAUGAGUUUCUUGAAAUUUCUAAAGAAUUGUUCUGGACAAGCAGUAUCAACAUUGCCAGCUGUUCCAGAGAACCCAAAAUUUACAAAAGGACCUCCAACAACAGUGGUCAUAAAUUCUAUGAAGGAUUAUGGAAAGCUUGACAAAUUGUCCCUUAAUACUGAGAGGUUGCAGAUUUCCAAUAUUAAAAUUUCAGAAUUACCACGUUCUGUUGCACGACUGAAGAAAUUAAAUCUUCUAGAAGUCAAUGAUACUAAUUUAUCAGCUGUUCCACCAUUCAUAAAGACUCUUCCGAAUUUAAUGGAAUUGGUUCUUCCAAACAAUAAUUUGCGUACUAAUGACCUGAAUGUCAUUAUUGAAAGCACCUCUCUAAAGACCAAUCUCAGACUACUGGAUCUGCGGCAUAAUAAGAUUGCAGUAUUACCUAAUGAAAUUCAUCGCCUUCAGGCACUUGUUACUCUCAGGCUGGACCAUAAUGAACUCAAUACAAUUCCACAUACCAUAUCGAAUUUGAAGAAUUUGAGAUGCCUCUCUCUCAGUGAUAACAUCAUCAUAUCAUAUCCAUAUUCAGUCCGUUUUUUGAGACAUGUAGCAUUUGAUGUAUCAAACAAUAAACAUGUUUUUCCGGGUCCCUUACCUCAUGACACGGAUUGGAGCCGAGCAAUUAGAAGUGAGAAGGAACUUACUCUGGCACGCUAUACAGGAAUGCACAGCCUUAAGGAACUAGCAAGCAGAGUUCUGUUCGAUAAAAGGUUGGAUUUUACAGAAUUUGGAUUGCCACUAGCGCUUCAGAGACACUUACAGUGUUUCAAAAUGUGCCACCUGUGUCAUAAAGCAUGUUUUGAUGAAUAUUUUAUUUUCUUUGAAUGUAUUCCUCUGAAAUUCUGUGUGGCAGCUUUAGUUUCAUCUGUGCCGGGUAUGACUGUACAUUAUUAUAUUUGUUCGCUCAAAUGUAUGUUGCUUGCAUAUCCAAAACUUAACAAACAUUCUCAAGCAGGGCUGCGUUAUGUGAGUUACUCAAAGUAUUGUCAGUGUGAAAAGUAAAAAUCUAAAUAAUGAAGAUUAUAUAGUUCCUCUUAAAGCAUAAGGUGUCUCAUAUGCAUACAAUGCAGUUGAUCAUAGAACUGAUUGUCAAAUAUAAGUUGUCAACAAGAAACUUUCAAUUUUCUAAUAAAGUAAGCUUCCCUGUC
Messenger RNA from Schistocerca cancellata (South American locust), 1853 nucleotides. RefSeq names its product leucine-rich repeat protein 1-like. The record is from RefSeq and is a predicted model, not a curated record. Bases 616 to 1707 code for a protein of 363 amino acids. NCBI's taxonomy places the organism in Eukaryota, Metazoa, Arthropoda, Insecta, Orthoptera, Acrididae. The transcript has 6 exons. Gene Ontology annotation, molecular function: protein binding.